Messenger RNA from Symbiodinium natans, 1530 nucleotides. The record is from the annotation of a GenBank genome assembly. Lineage: Eukaryota; Dinophyceae; Suessiales; Symbiodiniaceae.
AUGGCGCCGGUCGCGGUGGCGGAGGCCAAGAAGGCGGCCUUGUCCACGGAGCAGGUUGCGGACGUCAUGGCCCGCGCCGGCAUCCAGGAGAAAGACUGCGAGGGCCACGGCGGCUUGCUCAUGGUCGUCGCGGCGGCGGUCUUCUCUUCCCUCGCCGGCCUUCUGAUGGGCCUGGACAUCGGCUACAUUGCCGGAGUGAAGUCGAUGGCAUCGUUCUCCAAGGAUGUGCUGGGUGGCCAACCUCUUACGGAUGUCCAGGACAGCGUGGUGACCAUGGUUUUCGGUAUCGGGGCCGCCGUCGCCGCUUUCCCCCCCGUCAUGGACGCCUCCGUGACUUGCUUAGGCCGCAAGGGUGCGGUGAUUGCAGGCGGAGCGAUCUUCUGCCUCGGCUCCGCCAUGCAGGCGGUUGCGUGCAACCUGGCCCUCAUGGUGGCUGGCCGCGUCAUCGCGGGCUUCUCGGUUGGCCUGCUGUCCGGCAACGCCCCGGUCUACACCAGCGAGAUCGCUCCUCCCCACUUGCGGGGCGCCCUCGUGACCGGCUUCCAGUUUGCCAUCACGGUGGGCAUCAUGCUUGCUUUCCUCCUGGCGCUGGUCCUUGAGGACGUGGAGGAGCCUUUCGGCGGCUGGCGCUGGGUCAUCGCGUCUCAGAUCGUCCCGGGUGCCUUGCUGGUUGUUGGCGGCGCGUUCAUGCCGGGCUCUCCUCGGUACUUGGUCGCCCAGGGCAAGAACCAGGAGGCCCUGCAGACCCUGCGCGCCCUGCGCAAGGAGGACGUGCGCGAGGAGCUGGCGCAGAUCGUCCAGGAGCAUGAGGCGGAGUCCGCUGCUGGACAGGCGACUUGGGGGGAGUUCCUGUCAGGGGACAGCCGCAAGCUCCUGUGCAUUGGGCUGAGCAUCCAGCUGCUUCAGCAGCUUUGCGGCAUGAACGCUUUCAUGUAUGAUGGGCCGAUGAUCUUUGAGAGGCUCUUCAAAAGCGAGCACGCGGGCAGGCUCUUCACGGUGGUGUCCGGCGUGGUCAACAUCUUUGCCACCGUUCCGGGGCUCUUCUUGGUCGACCGCUGUGGCCGCACAGCUCUCAUGAAGUGGUCUGCCAUCGGCAUGAUGCUCUGCUCGGCCGUGCUGGCCACCCUGGGCGAUGUCUGCUUCGUGGAGGAGGAGGACGCCUGUGGCGACUGGGCAAAGUGGGUGGCCACGCUGACGAUCUGCGGCUUCAUCGUGAACUUCGCUUAUGGCUGGGGAGGAAUGGCCUGGGUCUACUGCGCUGAGAUGUUCCCCAUGAGGCACCGCACCAAGGGCGUCGGGGCAACCACCGAUGCAAACUGGAUCGGCAACAUCGUGAUCGCCUUCCUGCCCCCGAUCCUGUUCUCGAAUUGGGGCUUCAACACCUUCUGGGUCUUCGUGGGCACGAACAUGCUCUGCUUGCUGUGCGCCGUGUCCCUUCCAGAGACCAAGGACAAGAGCCUGGAAGAGAUCACCCAGAUGUUCCACGACUGGCUGCACCCGACUGAAGAGCCUGAGAAUGUGACGGUGUGA